AUGAAUGUCCAUUCUUGCAUGUUUGGAAAAUCUUUCGACGUAAACUUUCUUUCGACAUGGGUGGGACACCAUAGAAAUGUUAUAACUUUCAAAUAUUUGGCAGCUUGUAAGGCGAGCGAUAAAAGACACAGGAUCAAGGACAGGGGUCUCUCUGGUGUUUACAAUCACACCCUUGCUAAAAUAUUAGCACAAUAUGCUUCUGCAGCAUACCUUGAAGAAACGACAGAACUAUUUAGUUGGACAUGUUCACGAUGUAAUGGCUUGACCAUGGGAUUUGAGAUUGUUGAGCUGAUUAUUGAUGUUGAGCACUGCCUGCAGGCAUAUGUUGGGUUUGCAAACAACUUGAAUUCUUUUGUUAUUGCAUUCAGAGGAACUCAAGGGAACAGCAUACAGAAUUGGGUUGCAGAUUUAUACUAUAAAAGGCUGGAUUUACAUUACCCUGACAUGCCUGGUGCCAUGGUGCAUCGUGGAUUUUAUUCUUCUUAUCACAAUACAACAAUGCAACCUGCAGUCUUAAAUGCUAUUAAAAGGGCGAAGAAGGUUUAUGGAAACGUUAGUAUUAUAGUAACUGGUCAUUCAUUGGGAGGAGCAUUGGCUUCAUUUUGUGCAAUGGAUCUCAAGAUUAGAGGUGAAGCUAAGAACAUUCAAGCUAUCACAUUUGGAUUACCUCGAAUUGGAAAUGCCAAGUUUGCAUCUUACUACGGUCGACUUAUUCCUCAAACGAUAAGGGUAGCCAAUGGCCAUGAUAUUGUACCUCAUCUUCCUCCACACUAUCGUUUUCUUCCUCGUAAAGCAUAUCAUCAUUUCCCAAGAGAGAUAUGGAUUCAUAGCGUUCAUAAUGGCUGCUUAGUACACACAAAAGAGGAAGUCUGCGAUGGAUCUGGUGAAGACCCUCGUUGCAGUAGAUCUGUGAUGGGGUACAGUAUAGCGGACCAUUUGACGUAUUAUGGACAAGAAAUGGCUUAUUAUGAUUCAGGCAAAUGUUACAUUGUGGUUGAUCCUCAUUUCGCACAAUUUGCCAAUCAAGAUAGCCGCGGAAAUCUAGUCUUAUCUCGAAGACUCCCUUCUUCUCCUAUACAUCCUUAGCAUUUAUUAUAAGUAAUUUAGUGCUCUAAUCAUCAUGUAGCUGUUGGACCUAAUAAUUAUUUUUUCACGUUUAUACUAUAAAAUGAAAGUAUUUAAAACUGGAGUGUCGAAAUUCUAAUCAUAACAAAGUUUUAUGGCAAAAUUAUAAUGUUUUCUUUUGGUGGU
Molecule: messenger RNA, 1251 nt
Organism: Impatiens glandulifera
Lineage: Eukaryota; Viridiplantae; Streptophyta; Magnoliopsida; Ericales; Balsaminaceae
Product: lipase-like
Exons: 8
Coding region: 1-1086 (361 amino acids)
Biological process (GO): lipid metabolic process
Source: RefSeq, a predicted model, not a curated record